AUGACCGAACAAGACCAAGACCAAGAGCACACCCGCUCCGCCCUCAUCCUGUACGGCACCGAGACGGGCACCUCGCAGGACUUGGCCGAAGAAGUCGGCCGCACCCUUGAGAGACUCCAUUUCGACACCACGGUCCUGGGCCUCGACGCCGUCCCCCACACUCAUCUCCACGCUUAUAGGUUGACAGUCUUUGUCGUGGCGACGACAGGACAGGGCGACUUCCCUGGCAAUGCCCGCCUCUUUUGGACCAGUCUUCUGCGGAGGAAGUUAAGCCCCUCCACGCUCCAGGGCGUGCGGUAUGCCCUCGUCGGGGUGGGCGAUAGCUCGUAUCCCAAGUUCAACUUCGCGGCGCGCAAGCUGGAUAAGAGGCUUAGCCAGCUUGGGGCCGCGGAGAUGAUUCCGCCAUGUGAAGCUGAUGAGCAGGGCGAUGAAGGUACGGAGGGGGCAUUCUUGGCGUGGUUGGCCCUGCUGCGAGAGACGGUGUUGACAAUGUUCCCGCUGAGGGAGGGGCAGGAGCCUAUCUCGGAGGAUGUCGUGUUACCGGGGAAAUGGCGUUUGGAGGUCGUGCCGCGGGAUGGACAGAGGGAUGGCGAUGGCGAUGGCGAGGCCGACGCCGAAGGUGGACGGGGCACGACUUAUCCGGAGAGAGACGUGAACCUGAACGGAACCGCACCCCAUGCACGGCCCUCAGCCGCCACCGCCAUUAGCGGACACCAUCUAGCGGAGGACUCCUUUCCCGUCGUGCUGGACGUCAACAUAAGAGUCACCCCCCCAGACCACUGGCAGGACGUGCGGUUCAUGAGCCUCCGCGCGUCACGCAAGAUCGACUACAUGCCCGGUGACGCACUGGCCAUCUCGCCCCGAAACAUGCCCUCGGACGUGGACGCCCUGAUCGCCCGCAUGAACUGGCAGCACGUCGCCGACACGAGCAUUCGGCUGGUUCCCACGCGCCCAUACCCACCACGGCUGGCAACCACCACCUUGCUAUCUGCAAAUCCGAUCUUUUUGCGCAGGGACCUCACCCUCCGCACCCUCCUCACCGAGUACCUCGACAUCAACGCCAUCCCGCGCCGCUCUUUCCUCGGAAGCAUAGCGCACCACACGUCCGACAGCAUGCACCGGGACCGCCUGCUCGAGUUCACAGACCGGCAGUAUCUAGACGAGUACUACGACUACGCAACGCGGCCGCGGCGCAGCAUCCUGGAGAUCCUGCAGGAGUUUGACAGCGUGCACAUCCCGUGGGAGGAAGUGGCCAACAUCUUCCCCCUCAUGCGUCCCCGACAGUUCAGCAUCGCGAGUGGCGGCCGUCUCAAGGUUGCAGAUAACGAAGCCACAAACUUCGAACUGCUGGUCGCGAUCGUCAAGUAUAGGACCGUGAUCAAACGCGUGCGCGAGGGCGUCUGCACGCGCUACUUGGCCCAACUCCCUGCGGGGGCCACAUUGCAUGUCUCCGCCAAGAGGGAGGGCCGGUUCUCCAAGGCAAGCGACGUGGCUGCAGGCAUGAGCCAUAUCCUGAUCGGCGCGGGCACGGGCAUCGCGCCACUUCGCGCGCUCAUCCACGAAAAAAUCACUCACCACCAACAAGUCGGGGAAACAGUGGUCUUCUUCGGCUGUCGCAACGAGACGGCAGAUUUCUUCUUCCGCGACGAGUGGGCCGCGAUACGGGCCGAGUACCCCGAUGCUCUCGAGGUGAUUCCCGCGUUUUCAAGGGACCAGAAAUCAAAGGUCUACGUGCAAGAUCGGCUGCGGCAGAGGAGUGAUCUCAUCGCGGAGUAUCUCAUGGAGAGGAACGCCACGAUCAUCGUCUGCGGGUCGUCUGGUCAGAUGCCCAAGGCCGUGAGACAGGCGCUGGUCGAUGCGUUAGUGGAGCAGGCGCAAAAGAGAGACAAGUAUAGAGACCUGAUUGCGAACACGGACGACGCCGAGGCAUAUCUGGCGAGGAUCGAGAAGGAGAACAGGUACAAGCAAGAGACGUGGUCGUAG
Messenger RNA from Cladophialophora yegresii CBS 114405, 1983 nucleotides. RefSeq lists its product as uncharacterized. Lineage: Eukaryota; Fungi; Ascomycota; Eurotiomycetes; Chaetothyriales; Herpotrichiellaceae. Gene Ontology annotation, cellular component: cytosol. The transcript has a single exon. Bases 1 to 1983 code for a protein of 660 amino acids. The record is from RefSeq and is a predicted model, not a curated record. Gene Ontology annotation, molecular function: NADPH-hemoprotein reductase activity; FMN binding; flavin adenine dinucleotide binding.